AUGGCCAUGCCCAGUUCCCUUUUGUGGGCUGUUGACAUUUUUGGGAGGGUUUACACUCUGUCUACGGUUGGCCAGUACUGGGACCUCUGUAAGGACACACAGCUGGAAUUCAAACGGGUCUCUGCUGUCAAACAGUGCUGCUGGGGACUAGCCUGUGAUCACCAAGUAUACACCUACGUGUUCUCGGGUGACGUUCCCAUUAGAUACCAGGAAGAAACAUAUGAGAACCAGCGCUGGAAUCCAGUCGGUGGCUUUUGUGAGAAAUUACUGCCCAGUGACCGCUGGCAGUGGAGUGAUGUGAGCGGGCUAAAACAUCAGCAGCUUGAUAGUUUCACACUGCCUUCACCACACUGGGAGUGGGAGUCUGACUGGUAUGUGGAUGAAAAUAUUGGAGGGGAACCAACAGAGAAAGGGGGCUGGACUUACGCCAUAGACUUCCCCAGCACCUACACAAAGGAUAAGAAAUGGAAUUCUUGUGUCAGACGCAGGAGGUGGAUCAGAUACAGGAGAUACAAAUCACGGGACGUUUGGGCAAAGAUCGUAUCACAUGAUGACUCGGAUCGGUUGCCAGACCCUUUCAAUGACAUCUCCGUUGGAGGAUGGGAAAUCAGUGAUGAGCCUCUUGGCCGUUUAUCAGUAUGGGCAGUUUCUUUACAAGGAAGGGUAUGGUACAGAGAAAACGUCUGCCAUCACAAUCCAGAAGGUUCCAUGUGGUCCUCAAUCCCCACUCCUGGUGAAGUUGUACAGAUCAGCUGUGGACCGUAUGACCUCCUUUGGGCAACUCUUUGGGAAGGGCAAGCUAUUGUGAGAGAAGGAAUUGAUAGGAAUAACCCUCAAGGAAUUUCCUGGAGUAUUGUGGAGUCUCCAAGCUCUGAAAAUGGGAUUAUGCACGUCUCUGUGGGUGUUGACGUGGUGUGGUGUGUUACAAAGGAUAGAAAAGUGUGGUUUAGAAGAGGAGUGAACUCAUAUAAUCCUUGUGGGACGAGCUGGAUUGAAAUGGUUGGAGAAAUGAUGAUGGUCACUGUAGGCUUAAAUAACCAGGUGUGGGCAAUCGGCUGCGAUGACAGAGCAAUUUAUUUUCGUCAAGGUGUCACACCAAGUGAGCUCAGUGGGAAGACAUGGAAGGCAAUUGUAUCUGGCCGGGAGAGUGACAGAUCUCAGACCGGGAGCUCAACAAGUCUGCUCAGUGCUGGCUGUUUCUUUACUGAUGAUAUUCAGAACCAAACGAACGCGAUCAUUCAGGGUGAUGCAGAUACUUCCUCUGAUACAGAGCUUCCAAGUGUACCCAUGAACCUUGCCAACACGCCUCCGGUGGGAGCUACAGCCAACAGCCCUGGUAACGGCACAGGCAGCCAGACAGCAGAACUGCGUGCAAAUUUGGCUCUGGACUCUGACCAAGGAGAAGCCACUGUUCCUUCAAAUAAUAAUGAGAAAGCAAAUCUUGAAAUGCAUAGAUCAAAAUCGCCAAAUCCCUCUGCAGAACUGCAGUGGACAAACAUUGACUUGAAGGAGGCCCAAAAGCAUCCAGUCCUCUCUGUCAGCACCUUUGCAGAAACAUCCAGCCUGUCUUCCCUUGGCAUGUUCUCGGCGGGAGCUGAAGAACAGUACGGAGCCGAUGAGCACCCGCUCUGGGCCUGGGUGUCCGGGGGAGGCUGUCUGGUAGAUCUACACAGCCCAUUGAAAUGGUUCACUGUUCCAUCAGAUUUGUCAUCCUCUGUGCAAUCUCUCUCUCUGUCUAUCACACCAGCGCAGACAGCAGCGUGGCGAAAGCAGAUUUUUCAGCAGCUCAGUGAGAGAACAAAGCGAGAGCUGGAGAAUUUUAGGCACUACGAACAGGCUAUUGAGCAGUCGGUUUGGGUUAAAACUGGAACCUUGCAAUGGUGGAGGAAUUGGAAGCCUCAUAAAUGGAUGGAUGUUCGAGUGGCACUUGAGCAGUUCACUGGGAGUGAUGGAAUGCGCGACAGCAUCCUGUUCAUCUAUUAUAUGUAUCACGAAGAGAAAAAGUACAUCCAUGUGUUCCUGAAUGAAGUCACUAUUAUAGUUGAAGUGCUGAAUGAAGCCAAACAUUCCUUUGCACUGUAUACACCUGAAAGGACAAAACAACGAUGGCCAAUUUGCCUGGCAGCCUCAACAGAGCAAGAAAUGCAUGACUGGCUGUCUUUGUUGAACAUGUCCUGUUGCGAAAGCAGACGGAUUCAAGGCCCUCCUUCUCACCACGCCAUUUGGUCAGUUACUUGUAAAGGAGACAUCUUUGUUAGUGAGCCCAGUCCUGAGCUGGAAGCUGGACCACACCUGAUGCCGUGUGAUCAAAUGUUUUGGCGUCAAGUUGGAGGUCAUCUUCGACUGAUAGAGUGCAAUAAUCGAGGCAUAGUGUGGGGUAUAGGAUAUGAUCACACAGCUUGGGUUUAUACUGGUGGAUAUGGAGGUGGCUUCAUUCAAGGACUGGCCAGUAGUGCUGAUAACAUUUACACACAGUCAGAUGUGAAAUGUGUUUACAUCUAUGAGAACCAACGGUGGAACCCAGUCACUGGAUACAGCAGCAGAGGUCUGCCAACAGACAGAUACAUGUGGAGCGAUGCCUCUGGCCUGCAGGAAUGUACGAAAGUCAAUACCAAGCCUCCUUCUCCACAGUGGUCUUGGGUGUCCGACUGGUAUAUUGAUUUUAAUACUUCAGGCGGAACUGAUCGGGAGGGCUGGCAGUAUGCAGCAGACUUUCCAGCGUCCUACCAUGGUCACAAGACAAUGAAAGACUUUGUCCGACGGAGGCGCUGGGCAAGAAAAUGUAAGAUAGUCACCAACGGGCCAUGGCUGGAAGUGCCUCCUGUUACCCUGUGGGACAUCUCCAUAAUUCCCAGUUCAGAUGCAGAUGAUGAAGAAGUAGUAGCACUGUGGGCAAUCAGUGACAAAGGAGACGUGCUCUGCAGGCUUGGAGUGACACAGCAAAAUCCAGCUGGAACAUCCUGGCUGCAUGUGGGAACAGAUCAGCCCUUCAUUUCCAUCUCAGUUGGAGCAUUUUACCAAGUGUGGGCUAUUGCUAGAGAUGGUUCUGCCUUCUAUCGGGGUUCAGUGUCUCAAAAAAAACCUGCAGGUGACUGUUGGUACCAUAUUCCUUCACCUCAAAAACAAAAGCUAAAACAAGUCUCAGUAGGACGAACAUCUGUGUUUGUGUUGGAUAAAAAUGGCAAUCUUUGGUACCGGCAAGGUAUCACACCAAGCUAUCCUCAAGGAUCCACCUGGGAUCAUGUAUCAAAUAAUAUCCGUAAAAUGUCUGUAGGGCCCCUGGACCAGGUCUGGGUGAUAGCUGACAAAGUGCAAGGAAGUCAUAGUUUGAGCUGUGGGACUGUCUGCCAUCGGACUGGUGUUCAGCCAAUGGAACCUAAAGGCCUCUCAUGGGAUUAUGGAAUUGGGGGUGGAUGGGAGCACGUUACAGUCAGAGGAAAUGCAACUGAAGCAUCUAGGGUUUCUGUGCAUGAGAGUUCUGAGGAAAACCCUGCAGUAUCAAAAGAUUUAGAAGAUGAGGAGAGCAAAGGGAAAACAGAACAGUCUAAAACCCCUCUGAUGGUCAACGACAGUCAAGAAUCGGACAGAAAUGCUAUUAAUUGCUAA
Messenger RNA from Apaloderma vittatum (bar-tailed trogon), 3606 nucleotides. It is a transcript of the gene TECPR1, whose product is annotated as tectonin beta-propeller repeat containing 1. The transcript has 24 exons. Gene Ontology annotation, cellular component: membrane. The record is from RefSeq and is a predicted model, not a curated record. Bases 1 to 3606 code for a protein of 1201 amino acids. Lineage: Eukaryota; Metazoa; Chordata; Aves; Trogoniformes; Trogonidae.